CAGCUUUUGACUCUUUUACAGUUCGGUUUGGUUCCAGAACAGGGUACUUGUCUUUCGCUCCUCCUCUCUCUCCUUCCUUCUCUUCCUCUGCAACCAACCAUGUGGAUCACCUUUGUGACAAUGGCCACGGCGAUGGUGUGUUUGAUGGGUGUCCAUGGAGACGUGCAGCCUCAGAGAGACUUCGACCUGCAGAGGUUUGCAGGGAAGUGGUUCCGUGUGGGCCUGGCGUAUGACUCCCCAGGGUUUACUGCCCUAUACAGAGACAAGCUGAGAGUGUCCAUGGGCAUCCUGAAUCCACAGACCAACGGCAACGUCAACCUCACCAUGUGGACCCAGAGAUCAUCAGGUUGCCGCAGUAAGCUUUACACGUAUGAGAAGACAGCGAUACCUGGCGCCUUCACCUAUUUCAGCACCCGCCAUAACAAAGUAAAGGACAUCACAGUAGUGGAGACCAACUAUAAUGAAUAUGCACUGGUCCUGAAGCACAAGAAGAUGGACAGAGAGUACACACAGGUGGCCCUCUAUGGCCGUUCUCAGAAGGUAAAGCCUGAAGUGAUUCAGAAAUUUCGAGACUUUGCCACAUCUCAUGGAUUUCCCAAGGACGCCAUUCUGACCCCACCACCUGCAGGUAGUAGCCUAAAGAACUGCCCUCCUUCUGGACGCUAGGUUUUGUUCUUGUGCUCUCCGUCAGAUCCGAGCAACAUGGUGAUUACUCAUUGGUUUGCUUCGCCGCACCGGUUUCCCAGCACUUAUUAGACAUUUGUCUCUCCAUCGGAGCACAGCAUCGGGAUUGGUUUCACCUUUACACCACACCGUUUCACAGGGCAACAGCAGAACCUCAACACGCUUUACCUCACAAGGGUGAAAUAGUAUAACGACUAAUGCCAGAUGCGCUUUUAGACAGUCCGUCUUAUUUUAUUACCAACUGUCCGUCUCUGAUGUCUGUCCGUCUCUUGUCCCCUCAGUACAACGGACUGUUAAAUUCGUUUUUCCUUUCUGAAUCCGAUAAACAAGGGACAUCAUUGUCUUGUAUAACACUGCUAUGGCUGAAUAAAUGCUAGUGUUCCUCUGCCUAUGGUGCUA
Salvelinus sp. IW2-2015 is the source of this 1083-nucleotide messenger RNA. RefSeq names its product prostaglandin D2 synthase a (gene ptgdsa). NCBI's taxonomy places the organism in Eukaryota, Metazoa, Chordata, Actinopteri, Salmoniformes, Salmonidae. Gene Ontology annotation, molecular function: small molecule binding. The record is from RefSeq and is a predicted model, not a curated record.